CGAUACAUACCCAGACACAUCAAUCGCACAUGGCCACACCCGCACCGCAACGAGGAUGCCAAGGCAACUAACCACCCACUCACGCACCAGCACAUACCAUACACCCAACCCAUCAGUCAGCAGAAGCCUCCAAUCAGUAGCAGGCAGCUGCCGAGCUCCACGGCUGUGGAUGUGUGCCGACCGAAUCACCUCCGCCCACGACGGACCGAUCGUGAAGACGAGCUGCACACACACACAGACGCUUACAGCACACUCACUCUGCUUGUGCCCUCUCUGUCCACCCACGUGUGUAGGUACGCACCUUCUGGAGUCCGAGCUGCUCGAGCCGGAGCUGCUGCUGGACGACGGACUGCGGCCGCGACGGCCAGCACCCCUGACAGAUAGAUGACACACAUACAUAUCCAGCCCGAUAGCUUCCCAUUUCACUGUGCUCACCGUCUGGGUGGCGUGCCUCUGCGUCGAGGACCGCGGCCAGGACUGUCCGAUGGGCUGCGAUCUCUGCAGCCAGGCGACACCAGACACACACACACACACACAGAGCGAGAGAGAGCAUUGCUGCUAGCCGUCGGUCGGCCUUGGUGUGUGCACGUGCUUAGCAUACCUCCGUCGGUUGGGUGGCGGCCGCCGGGGAGAGCGGGACCGCACAGGGGACCUGACAUCAACACAACAACACAACACGAUCACAGACAGUAAUGUAACAUACACACAUCGUAGAGAUAGAUGGGCCUCAGCUGAUGUUGUGACUUAACGUACCGUCUCCGCUGUGGUGGCGGCGACCUCUCCCUCCGCCUGGGUGGCGACCGGUCCCGAUCCCUCUCGUCCCGCCCCCUCCCCCGCCCGCGGUCUCGAUCUGCCAGCCGCCCGCGGUCCCUCUCCUCAUCCUUCUUGUCCUCCCUCUCAACACCACGGCCCUUGGUCGUACUGGGCGACACACCUUUGUCACCCUCCUUGGUGUCCACUUCCAUCGGUUUGGUCCCGGUCCCAUUGGUGGACACCUCGGGCGCCUGUUGCUGCUGUUGCUUGCUGGAUGGCGGGUGCUCCUUGGAGGCGGCAUGUCUGGGGGACGUCUGGCCGGCGGGCAGCAGGAUGAACUCGACCUUGAUGGGAUUGCCGUCUAUCUGACCCUGAGCCAUACCAUACAUGUCACGACACACACACACACACACACAUGCAGGGAGAUGGAUAGCUCGAUGUGUGUGACAUGGUCUGGUCACUGACUGACCCCGUUGAGCAUGUCUUUGGCCUCGAGUGCGGCGUCUCGCUUGUCAAACUCCACGUACGCAUAUCCCUUGGGAAGGUCCACCUGCACGCACACACACAGCCACCAGCCAAGCCAGAUCAGCCAGCCACAUGCGCCAUCAUCGUUCGUCCUUCACGCCGACAAAUGCAUGUGUUGUGCGUGUGGCCGAUGGCGCACCUGUUUGUCAACAGCGAUAGUGACGUUCUUGAUGUCGCCGUAGUUGCCGAAUAUCUCCUUGAGGUGCUCAUCGUUGACGUUGCGCGAGAGGUUGCUCACGUUCAGAAUCGUGUCAUUGGUCGCUCCAUCCCUCUCCUUGCCACGCUGCUCACGCGACGACAUGGCAAGAACCGUUUCUUUUCCCUCCUCCUCGUCCCCUCACCACAAGGUCGUCGUACGUAUUGCCGACGACGAGGUGCGCCCGAGGCGGCGGCUUACCCAAUAAUACAACUCAUAGCUCAAUCGCGAGCUGGAAACAGUU
Molecule: messenger RNA, 1718 nt
Organism: Vitrella brassicaformis
Lineage: Eukaryota; Vitrellaceae
Source: the annotation of a GenBank genome assembly